Molecule: messenger RNA, 763 nt
Organism: Armigeres subalbatus
Lineage: Eukaryota; Metazoa; Arthropoda; Insecta; Diptera; Culicidae
Exons: 2
Coding region: 147-470 (107 amino acids)
Source: RefSeq, a predicted model, not a curated record
AAAUUCUUCGCCGUUGAACGCACGUAAAUUUCUCAUGGGUGUCCGACAACAAAGUUUAACUGUAAUAAAACGCGACCGGCGCUUAGUCAGCACCAAGUAAACCAACCGAUCGCAUUCUUCUGUUGGAGUUCGUAUAAGCAGAAUCCAUGUCGCUAAAAAUGCAUUUACCAUGCUUCCGUUGGCUACUGGUGUUGAGUUCAUUCGGUGCGUUGCUGACCCUGGUAAAUGGAUCUAUUUUCUACUCUGGCCACACGCUUCCGGUGCCGAAACAUCGUACCUAUUUCGAGUCAGUCGGAGAGCAGCGAUUGACCAGCAACAGAUUCGAGGCGAGCGUAAUCAUACAAGAGGACAUCCUCGAGAGGAAACAGUGCGAGUGCAUUUCGAAGUACCUGUGCCACUCGCCACGUAACAUAAUUACCUUGCGAUCGCGAGAUUGCCAUCAUCACGAAAAAGUCUGCUGUGAAACAUGAGAGCUGCGCCUCGACCGAUACCAAAACACGAAUUUGAUCCAGAAUGAAUUUCAAGACUUGCACGAUUAUUUCUCGAGCGUAAGACGGACGGAAACAAAGCUUUUGUUUAUACUUCAAGGCAAUAUUCUGCUGAGAAAGUGUUUUUAAUACGAAGCGGUUAAUUUAGGUUUGUACUUGGUUUUAAAAUAAAAUUGAAGAGGAAUGUUGAUCUAAAGCGUGUUAAUAAAUGAACUUUUUGAGAAACAACGAUCAUCCGGAGUUUCAUUUUUAUGCGCAUUGCUUACCAAUUGAUU